Suillus clintonianus is the source of this 2092-nucleotide messenger RNA. RefSeq names its product pyridoxal-dependent decarboxylase. Gene Ontology annotation, molecular function: ornithine decarboxylase activity. The record is from RefSeq and is a predicted model, not a curated record. NCBI's taxonomy places the organism in Eukaryota, Fungi, Basidiomycota, Agaricomycetes, Boletales, Suillaceae. The transcript is spliced from 3 exons. Bases 485 to 1984 code for a protein of 499 amino acids. Gene Ontology annotation, cellular component: cytoplasm.
UCUCCGCUUGUUGACCCUCGAGUACGCGCUUAAUUUUCUUUUGUCUCCUAAGAUAUCAGCCAAUACUGACUCUCCACCGCAUUGCCAGGUGGUCUUCUGUUCGUGGUAAGCUAAAAGCUCCAUGCUGUGGUGGCGUUUUGAUUUUAAGACUCGGUUCAGGCGAACCUCCUUGACAGGACCCACUUCCUUCCUUCGCCUACCUCAUUUCUUCCACUCUCGUCCCAGUUUCCUUUUCGAUUGGUUUUUUUAUUACCACCUUACCCUUCAAGCCUUUUCCUCGCUGGACAGGGAGCGAGGAACCCACCGCUUACUGAAGAGACCCUUUCUAUUGCCGUACUAGCCCGUGGUUCCUCUGAGACCAGCGGUUCUGGUUCGGUAAUUCGAGGUUUUGAAAAGAACGCCAGCCAUCCACACCGGCUGCGGUCAAAACUCCGUUAUAGACAAGUCCGAUUGCAUAGACCCAUCACCCGCGGACCAUCUCCCGAUGUCUCCGGUUGAAAUUCUUUCUGCUUUGAACCCACUCGACCACUUCAUUUCAAGCAACUUCCCAAAUUUUCCAAGAAAUCCAGACGCCUCUUUCGACCCUGUGGUCCAGGACCUGCCAGCGUUGAUUGACGUAGCAACCAAUGACACCGCAGGAGAGAACCGGCUAGAUGAUGACAAAAUAUUUUCUUCCCUCCCUCCUCUAUUCAGGGGACACCCCGAAAUCCAUCUUCGUAAGGGCAUCAUAGAUGCCGCAAUGCGAGCUGGCGCGAACGAGGUUGACGCAGAAAGAGCCUUUUUCGUAGCUGAUCUCAGCCAAGUCUACCGCCAACAUGAGCGAUGGAUCAAGAAUCUUCCAGAGAUCGUCCCACACUACGCGGUCAAGUGCAACCCGGACCCAUACGUUCUGAGGCUCCUCGCUGCUUUGGGGGCUGGCUUUGACUGCGCAUCCAACGGGGAAAUUUCUCAGGUCCUCAGCAUUGGUGGCGUCGAUCCAUCGAGGAUCAUUUUCGCAAACCCAUGCAAAGCAACUUCUUUUGUGCGGAGCGCUGCAAGAGCUGGUGUUAACACUAUGACGUUCGACAAUGCCGAUGAAUUGUAUAAAAUUGCGCGUGCACACCCGGAUGCCAAACUUAUCGUUCGGAUUCUCGCGGAUGAUUCCAAAAGUAUCUGUCGGUUCGGUAUCAAAUUUGGAGCACCCCUUGAGGUUGUUCCCAGCCUGUUGUCGAAGGCUAAGGAGCUCGGGCUAGACGUAAUUGGGGUCAGUUUCCACGUGGGAAGUGGAUGUUAUGACCCAACCAUCUACGGUGAUGCCAUCAGGCGCGCCCGCGACGCCUUCGCUAUGGGGUCGCAGGUUGGCUAUCAGUUUUCCCUGCUUGAUGUGGGCGGUGGUUUUGAAGAUGCGCGAUUCGAAGCCGCCGCAUCUGUUUUGGCCGACGCCAUCAAUCAUUACUUCCCUGACCGAAAAGGUAUCAGGCUAAUUGCGGAGCCUGGCCGUUUUUAUGUGUCCAGAGCAUUCAGCCUGGCUGCCAACAUCAUCGCACGCAGGGCGCCGAUGAUCGAGAAUACUUUGGAGCCCUUGGAUCCGAAGCCAACUUCGGAUGAACCAAGCGUCAUGUACUACAUCAAUGAUGGGGUGUACGGGGCGUUCAACUGCAUCAUGUUUGAUCACCAGACCGUCAACCCCUACGUGCUUUCCCUUGACGGAUCGUUCCACGUCUCUUCCUCGGAGCCUUUGUCUCUGUGCAGCGUAUGGGGGCCGACGUGUGACUCUAUUGACUGCGUGUGCAAGGCAGUUGAAUUGCCAGGUGCCCUUCAAAUUGGGGACUGGCUUGGAUUUGACAACAUGGGUGCAUACACUAUAUGCGCUGCGAGCCAAUUCAAUGGAUUCAAGUUCAGUAACGUGAUUUAUACUACAAGCAAAGUUGGAGGAGAGGAGACUAGACGGGCACUAGAGAACUUUGCUGGGAAGGGAUAUGGACACGGGGGUGGACCUUACUAGAUGGAUAUAUAUAUAAGGAUAAGUUGGAAAUGUAAAUAGACCUGUGUUUGUCGUGAUGUUGAGUGACGAGGUGACGGUAGUUGGAGGUGAAAAAAUGACCUAAUUGGG